Molecule: messenger RNA, 470 nt
Organism: Thermothielavioides terrestris NRRL 8126
Lineage: Eukaryota; Fungi; Ascomycota; Sordariomycetes; Sordariales; Chaetomiaceae
Exons: 1
Coding region: 41-220 (59 amino acids)
Source: RefSeq, a predicted model, not a curated record
AGGUGAGAAAUGAGCAGAGUAGGCCUUUUGAAUUAGGGAAAUGGGACGCCGUCUCAUCACUGGCGGCACGCAAGGCUUCUUCGACCCCGAGGACCCGGACCGGAUCAGGUCGCACAAGAGGCAUGACGACUAUUCUCUGGAGCGCGUGCGCGAGUGGUGGGACAGCAAGCAUGCCGAGGAUGAGUCUGUCGAGGAUGGACCUGUCGAGGACAAGAGUUGAGUUUGGGUUUCCCUUGAGCGUGGGUUAUGGGUUUGUCGCUCGUCGGCUGCUCGUCAGGGCUUCCCUCGGUUGUUGAUUUUCCUGCUGUUCCUCUCAUUGAAUCAGAACGGUCUGCAUGUUUCCCUCGAUACUUAGAACUUCUCUUCGCCGCUGCUUGCUCGGUCCUUUGUCAGAUUUGGUCUUCGAAUCUCGCUGCUGAUCUAAACAUCUCAAAAACAAGAGCGAAUGAUCGACUCACACUCUGUUGCUA